Messenger RNA from Saccostrea echinata, 956 nucleotides. Its product is annotated as UPF0696 protein C11orf68 homolog. The record is from RefSeq and is a predicted model, not a curated record. NCBI's taxonomy places the organism in Eukaryota, Metazoa, Mollusca, Bivalvia, Ostreida, Ostreidae. The transcript has 3 exons. Bases 54 to 650 code for a protein of 198 amino acids.
UAUUGCACUGAUUUAAUUCAGACAUUCAGGGGUGUGGCAGUGAAAGGAAAGCUAUGGGGGUGAGUCCUAGCUAUAUCAAUGGGUCGAACGAAGAAUCUAUUGAAGAAUGGCUGUCAUCCCACAAACCGUCGACAUCGUUGACACAAGGCACUCGUUGGUUGUGGGUGAGACGCAGUGCUGAUGUCGAAAGCAACCGGGGCGUCAAUCUCAAGGGUCUGAAAGAAGACUGGGAAAAACUGAAACGGAAGGGGAAAAUUUCGAAAGAAGAUAUACUUCACUUGGCAAGAAAGUACAAUGUUACUCAUGGAAAAUGGAUGGUUUUUGAAAGGGUUGGAUCAGACGGUGACGAGUUAUGGGCCAAGAUAGCAAAAGGUGUAUCCUCGGGGCUCACGCUUUCGACCUCGGCCAAAAUCAGUACCAGCCCUGGAGAUCAACACGUAAUCUGUUUAUAUAAUAACAAUUUCCUUGAUCAAGAGGAAGUUUUUGAAAGUGAACGAACAAUAAGAAGUUUGGGGGUUAAAUCCCGAUUGAUAUACAAACCAGAUAUCUAUACCCAUUUGGGAUUAUAUCAGAACAAUAAAUGGAAUAUCAGGGCAAGCCUAUACAUCAGUAAUUAUGAUCACGUUAAAGAAAAGAGUAAGAUUGAUUGAAUACGAACACAUACGUGGCCUGUGACAUAGUGUGGUAUAUGAUCUAUUCCCGAGAGAGAGCUAAAACCAGAGAAAAAAUACGUAAUAUGGUCGAGAUUUCAAGUUAAGUCGGGAAUAGCAGACUCCCUUAAAUAUCUAUAGAUAUAUGAUUGGACCAUAGGCACUAGGCUUUAUUAAUAAAAAACAAAAACGUAAAAAUACUAUAUAAAUAUGCUGUAGUACAAAUAUACUUAUUAUAUAUACUUGCAGGGAUCUUCCAUACAUGUGUACUUUGAUUUUCUGAAAUAUACAUGUACAUAGUAAUUA